AUGUCCCUCGACGCUGACGCCGCCCAACCCGUUCCCGACGUUCAUUCCAUGCUUGCCACCACCGAGGAUGACGAUGCGGACACAGCUUCCCAACGCUCCAUUUCCCUUUCAUCACCCGCGGUCUCGCCACGGAAUUCACUUUCGAAUCGAGCAUCGCAUCCAUAUACGCUCGACACCGACCUCAGCUCUGAGCCGGAUGACGCGAGCAUGUAUACCCAUGACGUCCCAUUAGAGAGCCCCAACACGUCGGUUGCACCGUCAGUCAUUGACGAGCCAAAGGACGUUCCAACAUACCCGCCUUCCCCGCCGCGUGACGAUACCGCCUCAAUAGCAUCUGUGGCCUCGGGCUCGUCGCGAAAGGCUAGGCCGGAGUCGAUGAUCGUUCUCCCCAGCGACAUUCCUCUCAUUCUUGGUAUUGCUCUAGUCGAUUUCAACCACAUUGUCGGUCCGAAAAUAGAGUGGUCAAAGGGCGAGAUACUCGACGACGACGAGGUGUCCAAGAUUCUUCCCUUCCUGGCUCUUCCAGACGGAGCCCACCUGAGCGCUGAGGACUACUCAUACUUCCACCUCGUUCCCAGUGGUCCCAAGCCGACAACCAUCUUUGGCAUCUCAUGCAACCAACAAAUCGCCUCGUCAGCGCUGCUUGCCAAGAUGCCCGAUGUGACACGCUCGACAGUCCAGAAGGCCGUUGUCGUUCUCGCCUCCAAACCCAUUUUCGGGCCCAUACGCGACAAACUGGGCGUGGUUACGACCGCGUUGUUCAAUCAACGAGACUUUAGCGACCUCGGAAUUCUAGAUGACUUCGCUAACUCGCUCGAGGGGUCCGUCCGCAGCCAGCUCACGGAGAGCGGGCUCUACAUUGGCACCAACCUCCGCGAACUCGUCCACACUUUCCGACAACGAACUCUUGUUUUGGUUAAGGCACUCAUGCUGCAAAGAAGGAUUAUGUUUUACGGACACCCAGUCGAGCGGUUAUGUACCUACCAAUAUUCCUUGGUGUCGCUCCUUCCGGGACUUCUCCAAACCCUUGAUGACUGUGGCUCUCCCCCGCUCGCUGCCCGUGCGCCAACACUGUCGCAGCCCACAACACUGCGAACGUCCGACCGCAAGAGUAUGAUGGCGUAUACAGGUCUUCCGCUAGACAUAUUUGGCAAGGACGCUUUUUUCCAGCCUUAUCUGCCGCUUCAACAGCUCGAUGUCGCCGCGGAGACCAAGAGCUGGCUGUGCGGGAGUACCAACUCGAUUGUUACGCAGCGGAAAGAGAUUGAGCUGUUUGUCCAUACGGAAACGGGCAAUCUCGAGUUCAGGGAUCCGAAGCUCGAGCGGCUCAUCGCACUGACGCCAGCAGACCGCAAGUGGAUGGACGACAUAGUGAAGGAUGUGAAUGAGGGCUGGAACGACGAAGAGGGUCGGCCAUUAAACAUGACUAGAUUCAAGGGCAGCGACGACUAUCUCCGAACCAAAUUCGAGGAAUACAUUUCAGCCGCGUUGUCCACCGUGCGGUACCGGGACUUCGUCGCCAAGGGACAAGGAAAUGGCGUGUUGAGCGGAACAGGAAACGACGCAAACUCUGCAGAAGACUUCAAUCCGUUGUGGAUUUCUGAGUUCAAACAUACGAACGCAUACGAAGUUUUUGAGCGGACGACCGACCCAUGUCUUUUCGACAUUGUGGAACCGCGUCAUCCUUGUAACGAGAAACCCUCAGUCGUGGCGGAUAUUGGACUUCGUUUGUCGGAGGGCAUCCAGGAGUUGAAGAUUGAACAGCAAUUGGCACCUGCUCGCGAAGCCAUGGCCAGAACGAUUAGUGCUGGGUCCACAAACUUGUUCAACGCCUUCCAAGGGGUUAAGGAACGCUGGAACACCCAAAGGGAGUCGAUAUCUAUUGCCGCCAGUGAUGCUGUCAAACGAGCGAGCACGCCAAUUGAAACACCUCCUCCGGUCAAGAAGGAAGAUCUUCCGCCACAGACUGCUCGUCCGUUACUGCUAGCACGUUCGUCAACAAUUGAUAACAGCGGACCCACGCCAUCACCGCCACCAAAAUCUACUUGGGGCUCUUUUUUCUCUUCGAAACUAUCCAACUUUGGGAAACGAGACAGUGCGGAGAUGCCACCUCCAAUUGUGACCACUCCCCCGCCUAUCCCGGCCGAUAGCCCUCACGCAACUGCUCCGUCAUUCUUGGGCCGCUUUUCUCCCUCUGCCAUCGCUUCGCCAAGUGUCUUCCCUCCAACACCUUUAGAUCUUGCACCCAAGACUGCCAUGCCUAUCUCGUCAGCCACGUUGAAUGCGACACCGACGAAUACUUCACCGACCCAAAUGCGCUCGUUGUCAUUGCUGACACCGAAAGCUGCAGAGUCGCUGGUUGUGCCUCCUGCCACCAUCGCCAUUCCAGUACCACCGCCACCGGAGGAAGAAUCGACUUUUGUUGUCGCCGAGACUGUCCCCAUUGAGGAGCCAGUAGCGAAAAGUGGUAUUGAGAAAGAUGAGGAUGACGAGCCGACUGUUGCUGUGGUUUUAUGA
This is a messenger RNA of Mycena indigotica, 2517 nucleotides long. Its product is annotated as UDENN domain-containing protein. Gene Ontology annotation, cellular component: cytoplasm. The record is from RefSeq and is a predicted model, not a curated record. Bases 1 to 2517 code for a protein of 838 amino acids. Lineage: Eukaryota; Fungi; Basidiomycota; Agaricomycetes; Agaricales; Mycenaceae. The transcript has 7 exons.